This is a messenger RNA of Schistosoma haematobium, 2780 nucleotides long. RefSeq lists its product as uncharacterized. The coding region runs from base 1931 to 2353 and encodes 140 amino acids. The transcript has 2 exons. Lineage: Eukaryota; Metazoa; Platyhelminthes; Trematoda; Strigeidida; Schistosomatidae. The record is from RefSeq and is a predicted model, not a curated record.
CUUGAAAGUAUUCAAAAUAAUGUCCACAUGUCUUACUCACCGUUGUCGCGUUAAAUAAGUGUGUUGUCUCUAGCAUUGUCGGUCAUUUCUACGUCCACUAUGUUGAAUAAUUAUCAUGAUAUGGUUUCAAUUAGAGACUGAAAUUUAAGCUGCGACAUUAAAUGUUAAUUCAUGGUUUACAUUCUCUGAAAUCUUUCGAUUUCUUAGAAGGAGGAUUUAAUUAACUGCUGGUUUAAGUUUCUGCUAUGGAUCAGCUGGCUUCAUAUUCUGUGGUUAUAACCCAAUCAACUGAUAAAGGGCGAAUAAAGAGGGACAAUAAAGAAAUAAGAGGAACUUUCCGUUACGAAACAAAGAAAAAGUGAAUGGGAAACGCUCCCAGAAGCCUCCUUUUACUUUUUCAUGGAGAAGUAAUGUGAAACUUACUCUUUUGUCUUUCUACGUCCGAAACGUCGUUGAAUCGUCUAGUCUUCGUCGAAAUGCUCACCAAAUAGCCUACUUUUCGUCUAAGCACUCACCAACCUUUUUUUGCUUUGGCCUUGGUUACACGCUUUAUUUUCUACCUCCAACCUAACUCCGAAUGUCUCCUAUGUUCGCCUUUAUUUCCACAACAGACCAGAUGAGGACUACAAUUGACCUUAUUAAAAUAUUGUACAUGGUUAAAAAUAUUAGCAAUAAAUAACACUACAUUUCACUCCGGGAAAUAAUAACACAGAUGCUCAAGCACUGUUCGUUGUUUAUUCUCAUCGUAAGUACAAAGUCCUAGUGUCAUUUACAAAGAUCUGCGAAAGUAAUUAGAGGUAAUAAAUUAUUGUGUAAGAAUGUGUCCUAAUUGAUAAGUGUAUGUAAAAUCAAACAAACUUUCACAACAUACACUUCAUUAGUUCAAGAGUUCCACGUGCAAGUUAGGAAUCCGGUACAUGGUACCUAAAAGCUUUAUUGAACAUAAAAAGCAUUUCAAUAAUAACUUUUCUUAAACUUCAGUGUUACCAUUUUGAACUAAAAUAAUCUUCCUGUCAAUUUUGUAGUUGAAUAAACACAAAUUUACAACGAUAUCUAACUGCCAUAGUUUAUUAAACAACUAUCAAUCUAAAGUAUGACUUACGGUUACGUUCACUAAUAAGGAACACUGCAUUUUAGAACAGCAUUAAAGUUAUAACUUCAAAUUGGUACAUACAUGUCCUGGUUUUCUUCCGUGACGCUUUUGUAUUUCGUCUCUUACGUUGCGAAAGUACCCUUAAGUCACCUUGUCAUACAGUUUAGCUAGUUGUUUUUCUUUGACAGAUGUCGAUAAGAACAGCGAUUUUAGUGCAUCUAAUGAUUAGAAGGUAAAAAAUAUUCUGACUUUGUACGCUGCUAUAAAACUUGCACUUCUGAAGUACUCUUUGAUGUAGUGCCUAGUAUUGUGGAACGGCUGGCAUAUUCGAGUGUCAUGACGAAUAACAAAAUAUAACACGUAGACUUUUUCGAAUUAUUAUCCAUUAGCCGAGUCACCAUGGCCGUUUGGAAUGUAAAUGAAUAAUCCAAUGAAUUUAGUAGACUUACAGAUUUGUCCUUCAUAUCUUCUUACUAAACAAACGCAUUCAACGUUCACAGUUCCUCUUCAGAUGAAAAAGAGAACUGCAGACUUGAUAGUACGAUAUUAAGUUUCCGUAGUUCUUCACGACCAUCAAACUUAGACAUUGGUUGCACAAUGUUCGCACUCAAGUCUGAUAUAGCUGGUGAUAUAUUCUGCAGUAAAACAUGCAGUUUGCCAAAUCCUAAGCGUUUACUUCAAUCGAGCACGUGACUUUCCCGGCCGAAAACGCCCUGCCCACGCACUUCAACCUUGACGUUGUGGAGGGAGUCUCAUCCAGCUGCGUCGAACUAGUUUAUCAACAUUUUUAAAUAUAACGCCUACUUCGGAAUUGUUCAGAAAGCCAAAUUAAAAACAAUGAUAGAAACAAAUUCGGAAACCACAAUCUCUUCGAAGGAUAUAGAUUUGCGUAUAAAUUUGACCAACCCUGCUGAUAAUGAAAAGGGAUCACUUCACGCUUACCAGAAGAGAUGUCUGUCAUCCAACAAAGAUGUCGACUACCGAACUUACUUGCCACGAGUUCAAAUGGAAUCUAUACGGAAAGAAUACUGUCUUACUGGAAAUCCAUCAUUUAUUAAAACUUCGUGUGUUACCGCAUAUGAAUGUAAUCAGCCUUUCGUAGACAGAAAAUGGUAUUCUUCACAACAUAGUGAGCAGUCCUUAAAUCUGAAAACUAAUGGUUCUGCGCGAUCUAGUCCUAACAAUUCGCUACCUGAAAGGAAGUGGCAAGAUGAACAGUCCGAUUCGUUCAAUCUACCAACAAUUAAUGUCCCCGUUUAAAUUCUACUGCUCUUCUGCCUACCCCUUUCACAAAGCCAUUCAAGGCGUCUGAUAAUCCGUCUCAUUGUUAUCGUCAACAGAAUUCGACUUGAUGUUUGCAACAAUAGUGUAUGACAAAGACAGUAUGGAAAAGCCCAUAAAUAUAUUAUGCUUAAUAAUUCUAGAAUAAAUAACAAAUUUUUACUUUAACUCAGAGUACUCAGUUACAGCAAUCUUCCUAAUUUCAGUUGAGUACAGUUCGUUACAAUACUCUUAUAUGUACAUAUCAUUUUUGUGGAAAUAAAGUACAGGUGAUGUUUUCUAUUACUCUUUCCUCUAAAAAAUGCCCUCUGCCAAGUAUUUGUUGUUAUCAGCCAAAUUAGAAAUAGCUACAAAUAUUAUGCAUUAAUCUGAAUUCUAAUUUGGUUUACGUUCUGUUUUCUUGAAU